Molecule: messenger RNA, 303 nt
Organism: Epithele typhae
Lineage: Eukaryota; Fungi; Basidiomycota; Agaricomycetes; Polyporales; Epitheliaceae
Product: UPF0041-domain-containing protein
Exons: 6
Coding region: 1-303 (100 amino acids)
Biological process (GO): pyruvate import into mitochondria
Cellular component (GO): mitochondrial inner membrane
Source: RefSeq, a predicted model, not a curated record
AUGGCCUCCUCCUUCGCCCAGUGGAUUCGCUCCCCCGCCGCCAUCAAGUACUUUUGCAGCACGCAUUUCUGGGGCCCGGUCGCCAACUGGGGUCUUCCGCUUGCCGCCCUCGCAGAUCUGAAGAAGGAUGAGGAUGUCAUCUCGGGGCCCAUGACGACUGCCUUGGCGUCAUACUCCAUGGUCUUCAUGCGGUUUGCAUGGCGCUCAGUCCAGGGCUUGCGGUUCGUCAACUAUUGGUACAUGGGAGGGAAGGACAAAAAGGAUGCGGCGGCCAUCGCUGCGCCGCCCGCAUCUGCUUCGUAG